AUGGCUUUCACUUCUACUCUCUCUCUCUACUCGCACCCGCAGGUUCGCCUCCGCAACCAGCGGCUGCAAUCGUUGGCCUUAACCACCGCCGGCGUCGCUCAAUUUGCGCCGCUUCCGUCUCUCAACUGCCGGAAAAAGCGUUCUCCGGGAGCGCGAUUCGGAAGCUUCGUGGUUAGGGCUUCUUCGAGCGUCGAAGGAACUCGCUCACGCGCCGCCGGUUCUCGCAGAGUCUAUCGCCAGUCUCAGGCCAACGCGCCGCUGUCCAGUGCUCCUGUGAAACAGAUUGCCAACGCUGUUGGCCCCUUCGCUGUGUUGGUCGCCCUCACUUUUGUUAUCUGGAAAUUAGUGGAGAGGCUUCUUGUUCCAGCUCCAAAACAAUUGAAAUCUUCCACCGUGGAAAGUCAACCCCCUUCACAAGGACUGAAAUGGUCUUUUGCUGCUGGUACAAAUUUGUUAUCCCAGCUUGGGGCAAAGAUUGAGAGACAGUCUAAACAGAAGCUCAAUGAGUUUGCUCGGGAACUGAGGUCAUUUCCUAUUAUUGAUAUGUCAGGGCGCAACUUUGGAGAUGAAGGAUUAUUCUUCCUUGCUGAGAGCUUAGCAUUUAACCAGACUGCAGAGGAAGUGAGUUUUGCUGCAAAUGGAAUAACAGCGGCUGGGUUGAGGGCUUUUGAUGGUGUUCUCCAAUCAAACAUCACAUUGAAGACUCUUGAUCUUUCAGGAAACCUUGUUGGAGAUGAAGGUGCCAAGUGCUUAUGUGACAUACUGGUGAAUAACUCUAGUAUUGAGAAGCUCCAGUUGAACAGUGCUGACUUGGGUGAUGAGGGUGCGAAAGCUAUUGCUGAAAUGUUGAAGAAAAAUUCAAGUUUGCGGGUUCUUGAAUUGAACAAUAACAUGAUUGAAUAUUCUGGAUUUUCAAGUCUUGCUGGAGCACUUCUUGAGAAUAACAGUAUACGAACUAUACAUCUCAAUGGCAAUUAUGGUGGUGCUUUGGGGGCUAAUGCAUUGGCUAAAGCACUUGAGAGCAACAAGUCGUUAAGGGAACUUCAUUUGCAUGGAAAUUCUAUUGGAGAUGAAGGAAUCCGUUCUUUGGUGGCAGGAUUAUGUUCACAUAAAGGGAAACUUACACUUCUAGACAUUGGCAACAACUCAUUAACAGCUAAAGGUGCAUUCCAUGUUGCUGAGUAUGUUAGGAAGAGCAGAAGCCUGUUAUGGUUGAAUCUUUACAUGAAUGACAUUGGUGAUGAGGGAGCCGAAAAAAUUGCAGCUGCUUUAAAGGAAAAUCGAUCGAUAACAACAUUAGAUCUGGGGGGAAAUAACAUUCAUGCUGCUGGUGUUAAUGCCGUUGCUCAAGUAUUGAAAGAUAAUUUAGUUAUUACCACUUUGGAACUUAGUUAUAAUCCCAUUGGACCAGAUGGAGCCAAGGCCUUGGCUGAAGUUCUCAAGUUUCAUGGGAACAUAACAACCCUUAAGCUUGGAUGGUGCCAGAUAGGUGCAAAAGGGGCAGAGUUCAUUGCAGAUGCUUUAAAAUACAAUACCACAAUAUCAAUUUUGGACUUGCGAGCAAACGGACUAAGAGAUGAAGGUGCACAGUGCCUGGCUCGCAGCUUGAAAGUGGUUAAUGAAGCUUUAACCUCUCUAGAUUUAGGAUUUAAUGAAAUAAGGGAUGAUGGAGCUUUUGCUAUUGCUCAAGCACUCAAGUCUAAUGAUGAUGUAGCUGUCACAUCCCUAAACAUUGCAAGUAACUUCCUCACAAAAUUUGGGCAGGGUGCCUUGGCUGAUGCAAGAGACCAUGUUUUGGAGAUGACGGAAAAGGAAAUCAACAUCUUCCUCUAG
This is a messenger RNA of Sphenostylis stenocarpa, 1833 nucleotides long. NCBI's taxonomy places the organism in Eukaryota, Viridiplantae, Streptophyta, Magnoliopsida, Fabales, Fabaceae. The record is from the annotation of a GenBank genome assembly.